Molecule: messenger RNA, 4077 nt
Organism: Maudiozyma barnettii
Lineage: Eukaryota; Fungi; Ascomycota; Saccharomycetes; Saccharomycetales; Saccharomycetaceae
Gene: RAV1
Product: Rav1p
Exons: 1
Coding region: 1-4077 (1358 amino acids)
Biological process (GO): vacuolar acidification
Cellular component (GO): RAVE complex
Molecular function (GO): protein binding
Source: RefSeq, a predicted model, not a curated record
AUGUCAUUGAGUUACCUACCGGGGCGUCCCAAUGAAACUCCUCAAACGAUGUGCCAGGCCACAUGGCAGAAACAUACUAUAUUUGCUUACUGUUCAGGGAAUAAUCUGAUCAUAAUGACUAACAAUUUUACUAGAUUACAAACUCUAUAUCUAGAACAGGAUUGUAAUGCUGUUGAUAUUAAUUCAAAUAAUGGAUUCAUUGCCGUUGGUUACGGAAACAAAGUUAGCAUUUACAAACCUCUAUAUCAAAUCAUGAAAGAUCCUAAAUGGAUAUCCUGUUGUGAAAUUUUUCAUGAUCCAUCUAUUGUCAAUACUCUGAAAUGGGGUCUUGAUAAUGAAUUGAUAGUUGGAUCGGCCUUUCUUUCAUUUUGGAAGAUAAAAGAUAAUUUUGGAGAAUAUGACCCUAUACUACUUUGGAACAAAAGACAACCGAAGCCUGUUUAUAGUGUCACUAUAUCGCAGGACUCUCAAUUGAUUGCAAGUUUCGGUAAAUAUGACAUCACUGUAAAAUUAUGGAAAAGAAUCUCCAUAAGUGGCGAACAAGAUAUAUUCAAUUUAACAUUAUUACCUCACCCCGACUAUGUGACAGCCAUCAGGUGGAAAAGUUCAAAAACAAAUCACAAAUCACAGGUUUUAUACACGUUAUGUAGUGAUAAAACCCUGAGAAUAUGGUCAUGCUACGAAAUUGUUAGUGGUCGGAAGACAGUUCAAAACUGGGGUUCAUUACAACUGAGUAAGCAAGAGAGGUUUUGUCUCAUUGUUGAUAGUUGGAUAUUAAAGAAUGUGUUGACACCAAAUAAUAAUGAAAUUGGAUAUUAUAAUUCCAAGUCACCAGAUUUAGCUAUUACAGUUACAAAUUCUGGGGACUAUACUGUGCAUACUCUAGAAAAUCUUUCCACUGAUCCUCCUAAACCAUUAAUAUUAAAGACUUUAUUUUCCGGAGAGCUAUCUAGGUCAUUUUUCCCCAGAAAUCCAAGUUUCCUAUAUUUUGCUGAAGUUCAGCCUUACAAUGACCAAUCUCCAGAAAUUUCGUUGAUGGCUCAUUCACUAGGUGGUGUAAUUAGACAUGCAACAGUAAAUCUACAGAAUUUGCUAGAGCAAAAGCAUAAUCAAGCUAGCAAUUUUGUACUUCGCCAUGUUUUAGCAGGUCAUAAUAAAUCUAUUCAACAAUUGGUUAGGAGUAGUGAUGGUGAUGCAUUGCUGACGCAAUCGAGGUUUUGUGAGAAUAGCAUUUGGACCCCACAACGCAUCUCUAAGGAUGAAAUGACGUUGUUUUUGAAAAAUGUUGUUAACACAGAGGCCCCAAUUAAGUUGGCAGUUCUACAUGAAAAAGGUAAUCUCUUGAUAUGUUUGUUAGAAAACUCAAAACUUCAGGGAUGGGAUUGUCCUAGAAAUGAAAAUCCUAAUUUCAAAACAGCAACAUUAAAGACUGAGUACAUCAUACCUUCUCCGCCAGACGGUGUCAAGCCAUUAUUGAUGCUAAAUACACCUGAGUUGGUACAUAAUCACGAACGCCAUUUUGUUGCUAUAGUAUAUUCAGAUGGCUCAAUAAAUUCUUAUGAGGUUUCCUUAGUCAGGGGUAUAACCCCUUUCAAAUCAGAAUCCUUGGAUCUAAAUGGACAAUCGUCGAUAUUCAAAAUUUCUAAAAUAGAUCCUGUUCACCCAACAUUUAUGUGUAAUAGACCGUUGAUUUCAACUGCAACUAAAAAUGGUCUGGUGGUUGAAUACAAAGCUACCGUCAACUACGACAAGAAACUAGUUGAAUGGUCAAAAUGGAAAGAGGUUGUGACGGGGGUGAAAAGCCCACUUUUUAUCAGUGGAUCAUCUACUGGUAAAUUAUGUGUUGUUAGUGAGGAUGGGAAAGUUGUUUCGUUUUGGGAUGUUGACGGUAGUGUACUUGAGUAUGAGGAAACGUUUACUGAACAAAUACAAGAUAUUGAUUGGACCAGUACAGCUUUUGAACAGAGUAUUAUGUCUAUUGGUUUUACUGGAUAUGCAUUAUUGUACACACAAUUAAGAUAUGAUUACACUAAUAAUUCCCCUAGCUAUUUACCUAUAGAAAAAAUAGAUAUAACGGCCCAUACUGCUCAUAAAAUAGGUGAUUCUGUAUGGUUGAAAGAUGCCACAUUUGUUGUGGCAUCGGGAAAUCAACUCUACAUAAAAGAUAAAUCACUCGACAUAGACGAUCCGUUUACUCAUAAAUCGAUAGGUUCAAGAACAAUACUUUCAAAUGAUAUUCUACAUCUUAACAGUGUCUUGAAUGGGCCCCUUCCUGUUUAUCAUCCUCAAUUUCUCAUUCAAGCUAUAUACGCAAAUAAGAUUGAGCUUGUUAAAGAGAUAUUACUAAGACUUUUCUUGAAAUUGAGGGAUAUCGAUCUGAAUUCAAAAGAAAUUACAUCCAAUCUUCCUUCUGAUCUUGAUAUUGAUACGCACAAAUUUUUUGUCAAACGAAAUAAGGACUAUCCUGUUGAAGUCUUCCCUGAUCCUUAUCCUAUUUUUAAUGAUUCAGUAGCAUCAAGUUUGUCACAACAAUUGAUAAAAAUGGUACUACCAUAUAUAACAAGACACCAGCAGGUCACCUUAAUGACGGUGGUGGAGGCAACAAAGGAUAUUAUUAAAAAUAGCACUGUAAUGGAUAUUAAUGGUGUGAGAUUUUUAUUGGGUGUUAAAUUAUUCAUGUCACAUAGACCCCAACAGGCUCACCUUGUGAUGAGAGACGUUUCUUGGGCGUUACAUUCAGAUAAUAAGGAAUUGUUAUUAUCCCAGUUAGAUUGGAAUACAACCUCUUGGGAGAGGGCAUGUGAAUAUAAAAUAGCUUUGUGGUCCACGGAACCAGAUUUGAUAAGUAAAAUGGAGGAAAUUGCAAAAUACGAAUUUAAUAAAAAAGAAGAAAAGGAUCCAUCAUUAUGUUCUAUAUUCUACCUUGCUCUAAAAAAGAAACAAGUUAUUCUAGCUCUUUGGAAAAUGAGUUAUGGUAAUCCUGAACAGCAAAAAAUGAUUAAAUUUCUAAGUAACGACUUUAAUGAACCAAGAUGGAAAACUGCAGCAUUAAAAAAUGCGUUUGUGCUUCUAAGUAAGCAUCGUUACCUAGAUGCAGCAACAUUUUUCUUAUUAGCGGGGGCAUUGAAAGAUUGUGCAAAUGUGUUAUACAAGCAACUGAAUGACAUGGAUCUAGCUAUUGGUGUUUGUAGAGUUUAUGAGGGUGAUAAUGGGCCUGUACUAGGUGAAUUCUUAACAAGACAAGUUUUGCCAAAGGCAAUUCAAGAAAAUGAUAGAUGGACUAGUAGUUACGUUUACUGGAAAUUGAGAAAGCAAGAUAUUUCCAUUAAGGCACUGGUUACACCUCCAAUAGAAUUGGAAAAUAACUCGAACUUAGUGAAGCAUGACGCACUGGUGAAUAAGUCAUUUUUGGUGGAAGAUCCAGCAUUGUUGCACCUAUAUAUUAUUUUAAGGGAAAGAAAUAUUAAAUAUUUUACGGCAUCUUUGGAAAUGGGUACUAAGAACGAAUACAGGUUACUACUUAGGGUUGUUGAUAUACUAAAUAGAAUGGGUUGCGACUAUUUAUCUGCUUCAUUGGUACGAGAUUGGGACUUUAUCAAACGGCCAAAAUACAUUAAGAAUAAGCGUGAAGUGUUUGAGAACAUUCCAUAUUCUGGUCCGGCACAAUCCAUCAACAAGAUUAUAGACGAACCAGUAACAACUGAAAGAGUAAGACCAAGUUUAUUCGAUAUGUUUGAUUCCCAAAACUUAUCAUCAGGUCGUUCAAAACCCGGAUAUAACUCUAAAGGAUCUGAAAUUAAUAUCCUGGAUUCUUUCAAUACUACAGUUCUAUCCGAGUCCAGAAAUUUGCUAGAUGGUUUUACGUCUUCUUCUCAACCAAAGAGUAUGUUAGAUAACUUUAUGGCUCCUUCUUCUGUUACAGAAGGUUCUCAAAGUACUGUUCCUGGAAUGCGUGAUAGUAUUACAGCACCAUCUGAAACUCAAUCAUCGAGAAAUAGCACAGUCACUCCCCCAUCAAAUAAAAAUGUCUCUAAAUCAUCCCAGGAACCUAGGAGUUUGCUGGACGAUUUUAUGUAA